Molecule: messenger RNA, 414 nt
Organism: Wasmannia auropunctata (little fire ant)
Lineage: Eukaryota; Metazoa; Arthropoda; Insecta; Hymenoptera; Formicidae
Exons: 4
Coding region: 1-414 (137 amino acids)
Biological process (GO): sensory perception of taste
Cellular component (GO): membrane
Source: RefSeq, a predicted model, not a curated record
AUGUCUUUCAAAAUGGCAUGCUAUUUUAUUUGGAUAGUGGAUCAAAUCCGCGCAACUUUCGUCGAAAUACUUAUUGACAAUUAUGUAAAAUCUAAAAUAUUGUAUACAUCAACGAUCGUAAUAUGGAUUACUCAUAACAUUUUUAAAUUUCUGCUCUUUAAUUACGUGUGCGAAACAAUUAGUACCAAGGCAAGUGCAACAGCAAAUUUACUAAAUAAAUUAUUGUAUUCCACUUGUGAUGUUGAAAUUCGUGAAACCAUUUCACAAUAUUCAUUACAAAUUGUACAUAUGCCACUUAGAUUCUGCGGAAUAGGACUUUUCCAAUUUGGUUUCAAAUUUCUUCAUAGGUUCAUCAUGUCAAUUGCGACUGUUUUAGUUAUAAUGAUACAAGCGCACGAAAAUAUGUUAAUAUAA